AUGCCCAGUGAAACACUCUGGGAAAUUGCAAAAGCUGAAGUGGAAAAAAGGAGGAGUAAUGGAAAUGAAGGGGAUGGAGUUGAAAUUGGAGAAAAAUCUGUUUUCUUCAUUGGCAGUAAAAAUGGGGGAAAGACUACUAUUAUUCUAAGGUGUCUUGACAGGGAUGAGCCACCAAAACCAACCUUAGCUUUGGAAUAUACAUAUGGAAGAAGAGCAAAAGGGCAUAACACACCAAAACAUAUUGCUCACUUUUGGGAACUGGGUGGAGGAACCUCUUUAUUGGACUUAAUCACUGUACCCAUCACAAGUGACACCCUACGGACAUUUUCUAUUGUUCUUGUUUUGGAUCUUUCAAAACCUAAUGACCUUUGGCCCACCAUGGAAAAUCUGUUGCAAGCCACAAAAAGCCACAUAGAUAAAGUAAUAAUGAAACUGGGGAAGACAAACUCUAAAGCUGCUUCUGAAAUGAGACAGAAGAUGUGGAGUAAUACGCAGAGGGAUCAUCCAGAUCGUGAACUGAUUGACCCAUUUCCAAUACCUCUGGUUAUAAUUGGAAGUAAAUAUGAUAUUUUUCAGGAUUUUGACUCUGAGAAGAGAAAGAUAAUAUGCAAGACACUUCGAUUUGUUGCACAUUAUUAUGGAGCAUCAUUAAUGUUUACCAGCAAAUCAGAAGCUUUAUUACUGAAAAUACGUGGAGUCAUCAACCAGUUAGUAUUUGGCAUUGAGAAAAGCAAAUCAAUAUGUGUGGAUCUGAAUAAACCACUGUUUAUCACAGCAGGAUUGGAUUCUUUAAGUCACAUAGGAUCCCCACCUGUUCCUGACAAUGACAUUGGAAAGCUUCAUGCCCAUUCACCAAUGGAUCUGUGGAAAAAAGUUUAUGAAAAGUUCUUUCCAGCAAAGAGUAUUAACAUGCUAAAAGAUAUCCAGGACCCUGCACGAGACCCUCAGUAUGCUGAAAGUGAAGUUGAUGAGAUGAGAAUUCAGAAGGACCAGGAACUUGAACAGUACAAAAGAAGCUCUUCCAAGUCAUGGAAACAAAUUGAGUUUGAUUCUUGAACGUAACUAUUGUGUAUUCUUCUUUCCCAAAUACAAGUAAGGUAGUUUUAUUAAUUAACUAUUGUGGUAAUAUGUACAGAAAGUUAAGAUGUGCAGUUUGUUUAAAGAAAAAUUGAAUUCAUUGUCCUAGUGCAACCCCCUAGAUAAUUUGCAGUCUUUUAAAGGGGAAACAAUUAUGUAACUACAUAAAAUAUAUUCUUUUUUAGUAAGAGAAUCUUCUCCUAACUACCUCU
Messenger RNA from Orycteropus afer afer, 1289 nucleotides. NCBI's taxonomy places the organism in Eukaryota, Metazoa, Chordata, Mammalia, Tubulidentata, Orycteropodidae. The record is from RefSeq and is a predicted model, not a curated record.